Macadamia integrifolia is the source of this 1131-nucleotide messenger RNA. RefSeq names its product chaperonin-like RBCX protein 1, chloroplastic. Lineage: Eukaryota; Viridiplantae; Streptophyta; Magnoliopsida; Proteales; Proteaceae. Gene Ontology annotation, molecular function: protein folding chaperone. The record is from RefSeq and is a predicted model, not a curated record. The transcript is spliced from 6 exons. Bases 138 to 650 code for a protein of 170 amino acids. Gene Ontology annotation, biological process: ribulose bisphosphate carboxylase complex assembly.
AGGCUGAAGAGAUAUUUUGGCCCCAAAAAUCUAAAAAUAAACAAAAAAAUUUUAAAAUGGUUCUCUGUGGUAUGUGCUGAGGAUGUGAAGGCAGUCUUCACAGUAGGAGUGAGAAAGAAGCACGUUGAGAAGCUAUCAUGGAGUCAUCUCCGAUUGUUCCUUUCUCACAGAUCUCUUUCUUCCUUCCUAAACCUAGUAGAACCAGAGGUUUUGCUUCUCCUACUCGUCCAUGGAAGCAAAGAACUAACCGAACCACUCGUCUUCGUUGUCAAAAGAUGUUCGUUCCUGGAUUUGGGGAAGCAUCACCUGAAGCAAAAGCUGCUACAAAUCUUCAUAAUUUCUUUACAUUUGUAGCUGUUAAGAUCGUUAUGGCACAACUUGAGAGUUAUAAUCCUGAGGCGUAUGAGGAAUUAAUGGAAUUCUUAGGUAGAACUUCAUUGAAUGAUGGAAACAAGUUCUGUGCAAAUUUGAUGAGAGAGUCACCAAGACAUAAAAAUUUAGCUCUACGGAUUUUAGAGGUUCGAUCUGCUUACUGCAAAAAUGAUUUUGAGUGGGAAAACAUGAAGCGACUAGCUUUUAAGAUGGUAAAUGAUUCCAACACAAAGCUUAUGAGGGAUUAUGUUUUAGAAACCAGUCAUGAGGAGAGUUAAAAGUGAUAUAUUGUUGGCCUGCCCUUUUUGUCUCUAUCUCUACCUAAUGAAUAAUCUCUAAUAUAUGAUGAGAAUCAAACACAUGUAAGGUCUCACAACUGGUCCUUCAGGCACCACCAGUUCUAUAGUUCUAUCACAGAAAGUACUUUCAGCUCAGCCAGAAAAAGAAGAGAGAGAAGGCCUUGGUGGUUCAGCUAGUUGCUGAAGAAAGAGAUGCUAGGAGGACUGACAUUCCAAAAAAGCUCUACAAAACUGGAAAUGGCAAUCCCUUGCUCUGCCUCUGGUGAAGCUUGGAAGUUCAAGGAGUUUCUUGUUGUAACUAUGUAUUCUCAUCGACAGCAUUUGGUUUUCCUCCAUAAUUUUCAUAUGUAAUAAAUUGAAAUCUUAAUGAUACAUAGCCACUUUGUGUACUCAAUAGAUAUCUUUUGAAAUCUUUUCUCCCAUUUUUAUGCCAUUUAUGAUAGAUAAACUGGGAGUAUCA